AUGAAGCUUCUCUUCGCUUUAAUUUUCAUAUUUACUAUUGAUAUUCUAACCUUAUCGAUUGUAUCGGCUUCAUCCAAUUUCAAUGUUCUUGAUUAUGGAGCAAUUGGAAAUGGCAAAGCAGACGAUUCAGAAGCUUUUUUGAAAGCUUGGAAUGAUGUAUGUGGAGCAACAGAAGAUAGUCCAACAUUACAUGUACCUGAUGGAAAAACUUACCUCUUGAACCCUCUCAAAUUUCAGGGUCCUUGCAAGUCUAAUCAAGUCAAUUUUGAUCUUAGAGGAACUCUAAUGGCUCCAAGCAAGGAUGAAUGGCCAAGUGAUGGUGCAGAUAAAUGGGUCCAAUUUUAUGACAUAGAAGGUUUGAAUCUCAAAGGAGCUGGAAAAUUUGAUGGUCAAGGCUCUUUAUGGUGGAAAGAUUGUGAUCGUAAACAUUGUAAACGACCAACGGCAUUGUUUUUCCACAAUUGCAACGGACUUCAAGUGAAAGAAAUGAAGCAUAUCAAUAGUGGCAGGAAUCACAUCUCCAUAAAUGAUUGCAAUGAUGUUAUUUUUUCUAAUAUUCAGAUUCUUGCUCCCGAAGAGAGUCCUAACACUGAUGGAAUUGAUAUUUCCAAAUCAAAAAAUGUUCUUAUCCAAGAUUCUUUUAUAGCAACAGGUGAUGAUUGUAUUGCCAUUAAUGAAGGAUCUUCCGAUAUCAAUAUAAUUGGUAUCACUUGUGGCCCUGGCCAUGGCAUAAGCAUUGGGAGCCUAGGAAAAGAUGGUGCAUAUAAUGUAGUUGAAAAUAUUCAUGUAAGCAACUGCCUCUUACAAGGCACUCAAAAUGGAGUUAGAAUCAAGACUUGGCAGGGUGGAUAUGGAUAUGCAAAGAAUAUCACAUUCGAGAAAAUAACACUCAAGAAUGCAAAAAAUCCAAUCAUUAUUGAUCAAUAUUACACAUCUUAUGCAUAUUCGAGAAAAAUAAAGGGAAUGGACAUAAAAGUGAGUGAUGUGACAUAUCGUGAAGUUAAUGGAACAUCAGCAAAUGAAGAUGCAAUUACUUUGAACUGCUCUCGAGCUCGUUGUACAAAUAUUAUACUGGACAAUGUCAACAUAAAAAUGAUAACUCUUGGAAAAGAAGCCAAAGCUAUUUGUCAAAAUGUGGAUGGAAAAUUUUUAUCUACUGUCCCAAUUGUGUCUUGCUUAUCAAAAUCUCAUUAA
This is a messenger RNA of Benincasa hispida (wax gourd), 1194 nucleotides long. Its product is annotated as putative polygalacturonase At3g15720. Lineage: Eukaryota; Viridiplantae; Streptophyta; Magnoliopsida; Cucurbitales; Cucurbitaceae. The record is from RefSeq and is a predicted model, not a curated record. Gene Ontology annotation, biological process: carbohydrate metabolic process. Gene Ontology annotation, molecular function: polygalacturonase activity.